Hypoxylon trugodes is the source of this 1193-nucleotide messenger RNA. RefSeq lists its product as uncharacterized. The transcript has 5 exons. The record is from RefSeq and is a predicted model, not a curated record. Bases 269 to 829 code for a protein of 186 amino acids. Lineage: Eukaryota; Fungi; Ascomycota; Sordariomycetes; Xylariales; Hypoxylaceae.
AGAGGGCCAGGAAACCGCAUCUUGAAGUUUCCGUUUACCAGCAGUAACAUACCAGCUUGGUAGUUUCCCAUACUUUCUACCACAAACACCCCCACUUCCCAUUCAUCCAAUUCACACAUAUUCACCUAAACCCUUAUCUCCCCAGACGCUUCGUUCCUUUCUUCCUUUUUUCUACACGGACCAACUUCACAAGACAAUCAGCCUCGGGUCAAAAACCAAGCCAUUCUUAUUCUUGAGUACUCCUUAACACAUCCCACGCAUAGACACGAUGUCGAGCGGAAAAGCCUGGAGCGAGAAGGAGAAGUUUGACUUCCUCCUACAGAUUGUGGACCGCCUUCUCGGUAAGAACGGAAGCGUCCCCUACAAGGAUAUCAAUCUUCCCGGCCGUACCAUUAAGAGUAUGACCCACACCAUGGGCAAGCUCCGUGCCCAGGCUGCUGCAUUCCGCCAGGGCGGAGGUGACGUCGAGGACCCGGACCAGGACACUGUCGCUGCUCCUGCUACUCCCAAGGGCCGCGGUAAGGGUGCUGCUGCUGCCGCCACCCCUCCCACCACUGGCUCAACUCCUCGCCGAGGUACUCGCAAGCGACCCCAGAAGGUGGCUUACUUCGACUCCACUAGUGAUGAUGACGAAGAAGUCAAGACCCCGGUGAAGAAGGCUCGCACGUCCUCAGACAAGGAAGAGAUGCCGACCCCCAAGCGCGUCAAGGGAGAAGACAAGAAGGCAGCCGUCAACGCCACCCAAAACUCCUACCCUUCUCCUCAGGACGUUGAAGAUGACCCCGCCCACAUUAAGACCGAGGCUGGUCUCCAAGACGACGAGGCCUGAUUUCUUUUUCCUCUGACUUAUUGCGUUGGCCUGCUAUUUGAGACUUCAUUCAACAAAAAUACCCCCCAUCUACACCAGUUUGUUUAAUAUCGUCUCUUUGCGGCUCAGGCGCAUUUACUUGCGAUGCGUUUUUCUAUUCUAGGGCUAUAACGCACAAGGGAGGCUAUCUGGUUAUGACGCGGAUCUCAUAUUCAUCAGGGAUCUGGGUUACAUACGGGUUGCCCUUUGGGCAUGGGUUACUGCAGUAGCAAUAGCAAGGCUGGUUUACCACUUACUCUUGCGCCCCAGGGCUCUAGGUACUACUGCAAAAAUUGCGAUGAAUAAAUGCUUAUAAAACUUAUAAAAUUUCCAUAUAAAUGGGUUU